Messenger RNA from Esox lucius (northern pike), 2027 nucleotides. It is a transcript of the gene tmprss13a, whose product is annotated as transmembrane serine protease 13a. Lineage: Eukaryota; Metazoa; Chordata; Actinopteri; Esociformes; Esocidae. The record is from RefSeq and is a predicted model, not a curated record. The coding region runs from base 124 to 1629 and encodes 501 amino acids. Gene Ontology annotation, molecular function: serine-type endopeptidase activity. Gene Ontology annotation, biological process: proteolysis. The transcript is spliced from 13 exons. Gene Ontology annotation, cellular component: membrane.
GACAGAAGGAGGAGGGGAAUACCAAGUGUUUCAAGCGUGCUCUGAUCACUGCUCCGCAAGUCUGUGAAAAGCCCCACCUACCAGGUUUGGCGUCUAUUCUACCGUCUGAUCCCCCAGAGUGCGAUGGCAAAGCGGGACCUGAAUGAGCUUCCGCCUCCAUACUACUCUGUGGCUGUGCACACCCUCCCACCCCUCCAGUCUUAUGAGGAGGUAGUCUACGGAACGGGCCCAGGGCCUGCCCCUCCAAACCCACUAUACUACAUCCCCCAGCAACCUCCACCAGUGGCGGUGCAGCACGUCUGCCAGCCCAGUGCACCUCCUCCUAGCAAGAAAAAAUGCAAAUGCUGUCACCAUAGUGCCAAGUGCAUCGGUGGGUCAGGGGUCAUCUUUCUGCUGAUUGUCCUCACCAUGGCAAUCUGGUUCGGAGUGCGUUAUGGGGCCCGGUUUGAAGCCUUUGCUGACCCCCACAACCACGACGAUGACAAAGACGGAACAGGGAGCUACGGGAAGCUGUCAAGACUGUCUGUGCUUGACACCUGCCCCACAUCUACUGUCCAGUGUGAUGCUAUGCCUGAUUGUCAACUGGGCACUGACGAGUCUAAUUGUGUGAGAUUUGGGGCGGAUAGCGCGCUACAAGUUAGAACCUCUCAGCACAGCCAUUUCCUCCCUGUGUGUUAUCUGGGAUGGGACCAGAGCUACGCCGACCAAACCUGUGCCCAGCUGGGCUUCCGAAAGUCUUUUGGAACAAAGGCACUAAAAACACAGCAGUCCAUUGGUCUAACUGUGAACAAACAAUUGUCUUUGCCCAUCCAGGGCCGGGUCAACAUUAGCUCGCCCUGUCCCGACCAGAAUACAGUCUCUCUGCAAUGUACAGACUGUGGGCGUCAGCAGGUGACCUCCCGGAUCAUAGGGGGCAGUGUUGCCCAGCUAGGGCAGUGGCCCUGGCAGCUCUCUCUGCACUUUGGUGGAUCACACGUCUGUGGAGGGGUCCUGGUGUCCCCAGACUUUGUGGUGACGGCUGCUCACUGCUUCCCCAGGUCCCUACCACUGGGAUUUGAUGCCAGUCGGUGGCGUGUGUAUGGAGGAGUAGUGUCGCAAAAAAAGCUUCCUACUCCAUACCUUGUAGAGAAAAUCAUAGUGAAUGAGAACUAUGACAACAAAACCAAUGACCAGGACAUCGCCUUGCUUAGGCUGGCCUCACCAGUCGAGUUCAGCUAUGCUGUUCAGCCUGCCUGUUUGCCAGCCUUUGACCAGACCUUGUCCCAAGGAACCAAAUGCUGGACCUCAGGCUUUGGAACAACAAACGAAGGGGCAGCUGUACCCUCCAAAGUCCUGAUGGAGGUAGGCGUCGGAAUCAUCGACAUACGUUUGUGCAACAGCUCAAAAGUGUACCCCGGCUGUGUGUCCGAGAACAUGCUGUGUGCCGGAGAUAUCAACGGAGGCCGGGACUCUUGUCAGGGAGACAGCGGUGGUCCCCUGGUGUGCCAGGACAGAGACAGCCGUUGGCAGCUGGUGGGCGUGACCAGUUGGGGCAGCGGAUGUGGGUUGCGUAACAAGCCAGGGGUGUACACCAAAGUGUCCAGCCUAUUACCCUGGAUCUACAGUAAGAUGCAGAUGGAGAAUCUGUGAUGUCACUUCCUUUCCAGAGAGCUCACCGCAUCCUGUUUCCAAGAACACCUGGCAGCCUGCUUCUUCUCUGAAUAUCAAGCGCACUGAGACUGAUGCUGGAUUAAACCAUCAAUGGAUGGACCAAUAGAUAGAUGGAGGGAUGGGAGAUAGAUGAAUUGACAGACAGAGGAAAUGAUUACCACUGACAAAGGGAGCAUAAAGGCCAAUUGCACUUUAUCUCCAGACCAUAGUUUUUUGUUGUUUUUCUCUGUUCCUGUACUAUAACUUCUGAAAUCAAAAAAGUGUUUUUACUGUAGUUGAGCCCAUGAUUUGUAUGUUUGAAAUGUGAACCGGAUACCAAGCCACGCUGUGCACCGAUGCCAGGGUUGUGUCAAAUGAUUGUAAAUCUUUUUUUUUUU